GUAUUUAAGCAGGCAUCCCCCCAACCAUAAACCAUUCAGAAGUUCCCAUACUGUCCAUAUUCAAGUUCCUCAACAGAUAUAUCUGAAAAGAGAAACCUGCAGAAAUCACAACAGUUUUGUUCCUGACAUCCAAUCCUUUUUCAUCUCUCGAUAUCAAUUGAUCUGCUAUCUCUGCAGAUUCAUAAGAUAUACUCCAAAUGACUACUUCAUCUGGAGCAGUAUCUCUUCUUCUUCUUUUGUCCCUCCUCCUUUCUCAGGCUCAAGGGAUUCGUUUGGAGAAAGUAUUCAUCUCGGUUAGACAGCAGAACAAUAAUAUCCACAAAGAGGAAAAUACUGUGGUGAAAAGAAGUAAUCUUGCAGCAGCUGAUCUUGCAGGAGAGCCUAGUAAUAUUGCAUCAUCAGGAAGCACUAGAAAACUAAUCUCAGCCACAUCCCCCUCUAGUGCUACCUCUACCACCACUUCAAAGAAUGAGAAGAAUGGAAGGGAAAAGAGAGGUGGUCCCGAACCGAAAGGCGAAAACAUUAAAAGUACUACACCACAUGGUGGAAAAAAUGGGAAUGUCAGAGCAAAAUCACCAGUUAUUUCUAAGCAGCAGGAGGCUGCUGCAGCUCACCAACACUAUCCGGACCUAGCAGACAUGACGGAAAUGGACUAUUCUCCGGCGAGGAGAAAACCUCCGAUACACAACUGAUGAGUUUCUAGUAGUGAAUAACGAUAAACAAAGAAAAACACAAAAACUAGUAGUGGAAAGGUGUUGGACAAAAUAAAUGAGGAAAUAUUAGAUAUAGAAGUUGGACUGCAUUUCGGAAAAUGCUGCAGAAUUUAGGGCUAGCUUUGUGUAUAGAGAACUAUGAUAUUCUAUUGGGAUUUUGUUAUUGUUUUACUUUUGAUGGCUAAGAUUUGGAUGAUUGAGUACAAAUGAAAGAGCAGUCAUGGAGUGCUGUGCUCACUUGGGACAUUAUCUGUUAGUUGUAACCCUAAUGUUACAUUAACGUAUAAAGAUAAUUGACCAUUGGGUUU
This is a messenger RNA of Pyrus x bretschneideri (Chinese white pear), 1021 nucleotides long. RefSeq lists its product as uncharacterized. The record is from RefSeq and is a predicted model, not a curated record. Bases 198 to 692 code for a protein of 164 amino acids. The transcript is spliced from 5 exons. Lineage: Eukaryota; Viridiplantae; Streptophyta; Magnoliopsida; Rosales; Rosaceae.